Manis javanica (Malayan pangolin) is the source of this 6386-nucleotide messenger RNA. It is a transcript of the gene LARP4, whose product is annotated as La ribonucleoprotein 4. Gene Ontology annotation, biological process: positive regulation of translation. Lineage: Eukaryota; Metazoa; Chordata; Mammalia; Pholidota; Manidae. The record is from RefSeq and is a predicted model, not a curated record. Gene Ontology annotation, cellular component: cytoplasmic stress granule; cytosol. Gene Ontology annotation, molecular function: mRNA 3'-UTR binding.
GCGGGGGAGGAGCCGGGUCCACUGCCGGGUGGAGGGGCCAGACGAGUGUCCUUACCCUAGCUAUUGGGGCUCGGGCCUGUAAGUCAGUUGGAAUCGCGGCGACAAGAAGGAUUGGGCCGAGCAGAGGACGACAUGUUGCUCUUCGUGGAGCAGGUAACAUCUAAAGGAACUGGUUUAAAUCCUAAUGCCAAAGUAUGGCAGGAAAUUCCUCCUGGAAGUACUGAUGCCACUUCAGUAAGUCAUGGAACUGAAAGCUCUUGGCAUGAAACAGCAUCUACAUCGGGGUCUCAUCCUGAGGGUAAUACAGAGCUUUCAGAUGAAAUGUGUAAGGAAUUUGAAGUAAUGUAUCCAUCUUGUGAAAGCACAAGAAAUACUACCUGCAUUGAAGAAUCAACUGAUGGAAUGAUUUUAGGACCAGAAGAUCUGAGUUACCCAAUAUAUGAUGUUUCUGGAGAAAGCAAUUCAGCAAUUUCUCCAGAAGACCUAAAAGAAUGUCUGAAGAAACAAUUAGAAUUUUGUUUCUCACGAGAAAAUUUGUCAAAGGACCUUUACCUGAUAUCCCAAAUGGACAGUGAUCAGUUCAUCCCAAUUUGGACAGUUGCAAACAUGGACGAAAUAAAAAAGCUGACCACAGACCCUGAUCUAAUUCUUGAAGUGUUGAGAUCUUCUCCCCUGGUACAAGUUGAUGAGAAGGGCGAGAAAGUGAGACCAAGUCAUAAGCGUUGUAUUGUGAUUCUUAGAGAAAUUCCUGAAACAACACCAAUAGAGGAAGUGAAAGCUUUGUUCAAAAAUGAAAACUGCCCCAAGGUGAUAAGCUGUGAGUUUGCACACAAUAGCAACUGGUAUAUCACUUUCCAGUCAGAUACAGAUGCACAACAGGCUUUUAAAUACUUAAGAGAAGAAGUUAAAACAUUUCAGGGCAAGCCUAUCAUGGCAAGGAUAAAAGCCAUCAAUACAUUUUUUGCUAAGAAUGGUUAUCGAUUAAUGGAUUCUGGUCUGUACAGUCAGCCCAUUCAAACUCAGGCACAGUAUGCCUCACCAGUCUUUAUGCAGCCUGUAUAUAAUCCUCACCAACAGUACUCAGUCUAUAGUAUUGUGCCUCAGUCUUGGUCUCCAAAUCCUGCACCUUACUUUGAAACACCACUGGCUCCCUUUCCCAAUGGUAGUUUUGUGAAUGGCUUUAAUUCACCAGGAUCUUAUAAAACAAAUGCUGCUGCUGUGAAUAUGGGUCGACCAUUCCCAAAAAAUCGUAUGAAGCCUCAUUUUAGGUCAUCAGGUGGUUCAGAACACUCAACAGAGGGCUCUGUGUCAUUGGGGGAUGGACCAUUAAACAGAUCUGGUUCAAGGAACUUUCCAACUGAGCAGCAUAACCCUCCAGUAACAGGGCAUCAGGAGCAAAGCUGCCUUCCAAAAGAGACUCCCACUUUGCAGAUGGAACAGAAUGGGGACUAUGGUAGGGGCAGGAGAACUCUUUUCAGAGGUCGAAGACGACGAGAAGAUGACAGGAUUACAAGACCCCAUUCUUCAACAACUGAAGUAAAGGCUCCAACACCAAAGUUUGACUUACUAGCCUCAAAUUUUCCUCCUUUACCUGGGAGUUCAUCAAGAGUGCCAGGUGAACUUGUGUUGGAGAGUAGGAUGUCUGAUGUUGUUAAAGGUGUCUGUAAAGAAAAGGAUAAUGAAGAGUUCAGAGUUAGUUGCCCAGUGCCUACAGAAGGUGAACAGACACACUGCACCUCUGCCCAGCAACUCAAUAUGAGUACCAGUCCUCCAUGUACAGCAGCUGAGCUUCCUGCAUUAAGCACAACUCAGCAAGAAAAGUAUCUAUUAGAGGAUUCUACUGUUCAGAAGGAUGUUCUCACCCAGACAGUUAUACCAGUUUCUUCCCCAAGUGCUGCAAAGCCCUCAAGGACAAAUACUACUUCACCAAUUAAUAGUGCAGCUGUAGCUAUGGCCCUGCAGGAACCCCGAAAGCUAAGUUAUGCUGAAGUGUGCCAGAAGCCCCCUAAAGAGCCAUCUCCAGUUCUUGUGCAGCCACUACGAGAACUUCGCUCCAAUGUAGUGUCUCCCACCAAAAAUGAAGAAAAUGGAACUCUUGAGAAGUCUCUUGAGAAACCACAGGAGAAGCCAGAAGCAAGGGCUAGUAAGGAUUAUUCUGGCAUCCGGGGCAGUACCAUUCCCAGGGGAGCAGCUGGAAAAAUCAGGGAACAGAAACGCCAGUUUGGCCAUAGGGCUAUACCUCAGGGAGUGACUCGACGUAAUGGCAAAGAGCAAUAUGUGCCACCCAGAUCACCAAAGUAAACAAACAAAAACUAUUCAAAAACUUCUCUCUCUUCCCAUUAAACUUGAGCUGUGGCUAUAUUGAACUAUUUCGAGGGGAGGGUGUAGCCAGGAAGAAAACAGGAGAAAGUAUGUCUUUAAAUCAUCAUGGAUUUUGGAGUUGUGAGCAGUAGAACCCCAAAAUUCAUCUCUAAAGUGAUUUUAAAAUGCUGGAGGAUUCCAAUCAGUAUGUAUAUAUAUAUACACACAUCUAUAAAAAUAUAAUUUUUCUAUUUUUGUUUUUGAUUUUAAUUUGCAGAGAUCUUUUGCCUGGAAUCAGUUUUGAGGUUCAGAUGUAGCUUGGGAAAAAAAAAUACUACACAUCCUUCGGUAUAGCAGAUGAGGGAGUGAGAGAAAAUAUUUUUUGAAGAAGCGUUUCUGUAAAAUUAGAAAUUACUUUUUUAAAUCUAUUUAAAGUUUGGCUUGGAGAAUGCCAUCUCUGCCUCUAUGGCCUUGUGUUGCAAAGCAGAUCAGUGGCUGGGAUGCCUGUUAUAGUGUGAAUGUGUGCAAGAGUGAUUGAAGCCAAAUCUGUUGUCAUGUUAGUAAAUGAUUUGAAAACUGAAUGUAAUACUUGAGUAGAUUUUUUUUUCCAGUUUAAAAUUUAGUCUUUUUGACGUCACUAAUAUUUCAUUCAACAAGCUGUUAAACUCCAAUUGUACUUAAGAGAUGUGACUACCAAUCAAUUUGAUACUCAAGGAAAGAAUGGGAAUUAUUCAAAAAAUUGAAAAAUUGGCUUAGUUCUGAGUAGGUGGGUUAGAUGGACUUCAGAGGUUUAAACUACCCUGUGACUUUGCCCCACUAAAACAGGAAACAGUUUUUCUGUUGUUAUUCAUUUGUUACUCUCUGUUCUUUGACUACCCACCCCACCCCUAAGAGCAAAAUAACCAACCACCUACAGAAUUAUAUAUUUCUGCCUGCCUUGAAGAGUCUAUUCCAAUCAUAGAACUGUUCUCUAAAUUUCUGAAUUGAACAUUGAAGGAUUUUACUCUUCUGUUCACUGAUUUAAAACUUUAGACCACAAAAUAGUAGGGCAGACUGACCCUACAGUAAUUUAUUUGUGUUAGUAUUAAAGAUAAAACAUUGUAACUGACUCUGAAGUAUUAAAUAGUAUAGAAUUAUUUUUAAUGUUUUUUAAGGCAUAAUUUGGGGGCAACUUUUAUUCUGUUUACAAUGUAUUUAUCAUCCCUAUCCUUCCCUUUUUCAAAAAAUAAAGAGUGCAGUUUAGAAUUGACAGAAACAGAACCAGCAAUUCCCAAGAUGUUUGAGUUAAGGUGAGAAAGAUAGUUGAUGAAAAUUAAUACACAAUUUCUCAGUGAAUAAAGUUGUAGCUCUCAUAUUAGACAAGUUUACAUGCUGUUAUUUAGAAAAUGCCUAAAAUAUUAAAAACCAUGUUGCAUUAAUCUGUUUUAAUUCCUACCAUUUUCAGAGUUCUAUGUAAGGUAGGGUUUUGUUUUCUUUUUUUAGGGAUAGUUUGUAAUAGUAAUAACUGUCCCUUUUGUUUGUGAAUUACAUAUGUAAAAUUAAAACUGUAAAUUGUGAACACUGGAAAGCACCAUUGUGACAUAGAGUAAACAUCUUAGUAAUAUAUUAAAAUGAAUGUAAAUGGAGGUUAAUAUUACAUUACUGUGAAACUUAUCUUCCAACUCUAAGUUAAACUUUGGAGAUUUGUAUUAGUAGGUAACUGUUCAGAGUUUUGAAAACACUGCACAUUUCUGUAUAAGCCAGAAUUAUCAUUUCUUUGUAAUUUAUUAUUCAGCUUGGCAAUUGCUUUUGAUUUGGUGGAUUGAUAAUAUGGUAUAGUAUAUUUAAGCAGUUUGAAACUGUUCAUUUCUACACACUAUUUUUUUAAAUCAUCUGCUAGAUGAAACAUACAAUAAAACUACCUGUGCUGAAAUUUGGGGGAAGUUUAGGUCCUUUUCAAAAAAGUAUUAAUAAUCAUUGACUACAUCUAUGAUGAAAGUGCUUAUUUUGGUUUACUUAGAUAAUGCUGCAGUUGGUGGAAAUGAUAAACAUUUAAAGUGUUAACACUCUGUGAAUGCAUUGGAUUUAAGAGAAUAAACAUUUUAUAAAAAUCACUUGGUAAGAAUUAUAAACUUAAUUACUGCACUUAAAAUGAAACAUUACUUUUGUUAUAAUGUGUCACAGAAGUAGGCUUUUAUGAUUUGUAUGCUUGUGUGAUUUAUUGUUAGUCCACCCAACUUCUAAAAACUAAAUGUUACGAUUGAAACACAAGAAAAGAAUCGUUUUUGAAGAAAGCGUGUUCUUAAUUUUUUUCCUAAAAUGUUGUUGAAAGUAGAGGCUUAAAGACGUGACCAUUUUUAAAUUUCUUAUAAAAUUUAGUGUUUUUAAUUUAAUUUGCCUCAUUGCAGCUAAUGGUUCCCAUUUUGAUGGGAUGUAUAGCAAAGAAUAACUAUGUGUGUGUGUAUAUAUAAUAUAUAUAUAUAUUCACAGUAUGUAUUUAGCAUUUAUUUUAUUACAGCAGAUUUAAGGUUUGUAUCUAAAUGAUGCUUAUGAAUUGUGAAAACUGUUGGCUUAUUUUUUUCCAGCAUUACUCUGUAACUGAUGAGGGUUGGGUGUUUGUUGUAGUUCAACUAUUUAUUUGGUUCUUUAGGAGGAGGGCUUUAAAUGUCAAAUUUUUUUCUUUAUUAUUAUAACUUAACACUUCCUUGGGUUCUUGGAGGUUAAAAGUAGAUACAAAUGAUACUGAGUGUAUGGUACAGUGAUUUCUGCUAUAGUUCUUACUGCAUGAAGGGAACAAGAGUCACACAAGUUCAUCACCUUGUACUUCAUAAGAAAGAUUGUAAAACCCAUCUACAUUAUCUACCCUGAUACUUAAGGUUUUCAUGAUACUAGGGUUUCAUACUUCAUUGAAGUAAUUUUAUUUUUGCAAAUAUAGACACUGGCAUUCAAAAGGAGUGAUCCAUCUAAAUUUUUUUCAACUGGAUUUUGGAAGAAAAUGAGAUCUGGAUUUCCUGUUGUCAUCUUGUGUGCUCAGUCUGCAUGUGAUCAAAUGACAUGCAGACUUUUUAUUUAUUUUUGCUUCCGAAGAUUAAGGUAACUUGACUAUUGUUUCACAUUCCUUUUUCUUUUUAAAUAACCAGGUUGGCUUUUGCAAAAGGCUUAAUGAUGGAUUAUUAGCAUCUGCUGGAGCAGAAAAUAGCAUUUAAAAGUUCCUGAACACUUUCUCAUUUAAUUUAUGUCCUUAAUAUUUAGUUUUGGCUUAACUAUCCACUGGUUUUACUUUGAUGCAGUUGAAGAGCACUGGGGUUAAGUCUUUGAUGUUUGUGUUGGCCAUGUAUAUUAACUACAUUUUAAAAUUACCCAUUUUGUUUGCUUUAACAGAAAAGAAAAUGCAAAAGAGACAAGUACUCCUUUUGAUAGGUUUUUAUAAAUUCCUAACUACAACAUAUGAUGGGUUUUUUCCUAAUUUUUAUUAUUUCCUUACAAUUUGGUGGCCAUUAAUUUAACUUUAGGCUUUUUGGUGUAUGCUAAUUUAGCUGGUCUGCGCUUCCAAGAAGAUAGACAUUUCAGUUUUCAGUAGCUGAAUGAGGACAUUUUAAGUUGAAAGAGUAUUUGCUUUCAAGUUGUGAGUAAAUUCUCUUUCAAAAUUAAUCUGAUUAUUAAAUAAUUUAAAGUUUAUUUUUAAAAGCUAAGAACUUUUUGUGAAUUGUUAGGGAGAUAGUUCCUAAAAGUAAAUCUUUGGAUGUCAACAGACUAUAUAAAAUAGUUUUAUUUUCAGUUAUGCAGCACAAAAUACUAAUUAGUAUAUAUAAGGAAACAUCCACAUUAACUUUCUUUUCUUAACCUUCAGGUGUCCUUUGAGUGACAUCCCUUAAAUGUUUGGGGUUAGGGGUCAGAAUCAGUUAUCUGGCUUCUGUUUUGCCCAUUGCUUAGGUUUAUUCUUGUUGUCAAAACUAUCCCUUCCCAAAAUGGUGUGACACAGGCUCAUGCAUAUUAUGUUAAAAUGAAUACAUCCUUGUAUUUGUAUUUUUGUUUUCAACAUUGCCAAGGUGCUAUGGGAAAUUAAAGUAACACAAAACUAGAAAAAAUAAAAUUAUUUAAAAGAA